AUGGUUGCAGGAACAUGGUCGGUCGCUAAAUCGGCCCAAAAGCGCUUGUUUCGGAAACGUCGAAGCCGGAAGGGCAGCAACACUCAAAGUCAACAGAAAGUAGAUCGAUUAGUGAUGUCGUCAUCGUCAGUGCGUGGUACUGGUGGUUCGUCCGUCUCAUCACUGGCACUUCAGGAGAACGCCACCGAAGAAAAAGCAGGAUGGCUCAAUAAAUGGACAAAUUACUUGAAAGGAUAUCGACAACGAUGGUUUGUGCUCGAUUCCACAGCCGUACUCAGCUAUUACAGUUCAAAGACCGUUUUGCUACCAACAUGGGAGUGA
Cooperia oncophora is the source of this 321-nucleotide messenger RNA. Lineage: Eukaryota; Metazoa; Nematoda; Chromadorea; Rhabditida; Trichostrongylidae. The record is from the annotation of a GenBank genome assembly.